Molecule: messenger RNA, 747 nt
Organism: Onychostoma macrolepis
Lineage: Eukaryota; Metazoa; Chordata; Actinopteri; Cypriniformes; Cyprinidae
Exons: 3
Coding region: 1-732 (243 amino acids)
Source: RefSeq, a predicted model, not a curated record
AUGAGAAAGUUUGCAGUGGUCCAGUGGGACAGUGGGGAGGAUGCUGGGAUGUAUAGCGAGGUGAAAACCGAUGCCAUACGUAGAUAUGAUGACACCAAGGUGGAUGACGACGGAGACCCACAAACUGACUAUUCAGCUGCUGUGGAGUGGCAGAAAGGGAAAAAGCCAAAACAUGGCUGGCCAGUGUACAUGGCCUCUAUUAAGUUUGUGAGCAACAAUCGAUAUCAUACUAAUGCUAAAAUUAAGGAAUUUCUGGGGUUGGAGUCUGAUGAAAGGAACAAGCCACUGCCUAAGAAAAGGACCCCAGUCCCGCCAUCAAGAUAUACAGAUUCAGAUGAAACUGAUGUGGAGAAUACACCAACCCAAAGGAAAAAGACAGUGAUUCCCAAACCACAGAGAAAUGUUGCCCAAAUGAUUGUUGAUGAGUAUCAAGUCACAACCUUGACAGAGACUCAGAAGAAGCUGAAAGACAUGGAGGAGGAAAACGAAAAAUUGAGAGAUGACAACGAAAAAUUAAGAACAAUGCUUAUUAGAGGCAUGUAUUGCAGUUAUUUUACUAUUGUGUUGAAUCAUGCAAUCAGCUAUCACACUGUUUUGUGGUUUACAUUUUUUACAGUCUUUGCGCUUCAGACUUUUAAAUUAUUGUUGAACUGUUGUUUUGUUUCAAUAAUAUUAUUUAACUUAUGUAAAGUUGAGAAUAACAAUUUAAUAAUUGGUAAUGAUAAUAAUUAAUUAACUGAAUUUUUA